This is a messenger RNA of Tigriopus californicus, 1128 nucleotides long. RefSeq lists its product as uncharacterized. The transcript is spliced from 3 exons. The coding region runs from base 125 to 1003 and encodes 292 amino acids. The record is from RefSeq and is a predicted model, not a curated record. NCBI's taxonomy places the organism in Eukaryota, Metazoa, Arthropoda, Copepoda, Harpacticoida, Harpacticidae.
UCAGCUCUAACUAGUUUCUAAGCUAGUGUCAUUGGUUCGGUGAGUCUCUCAAGUUCUCAACCCUCUCCUUGCUUUUGAUCGAAUCGGUAGAAAAAGAACACCCACUGUCCAACUCACUAAGGUCAUGACCUCUGGGCUAAUUACGUGUUUCUUCGACCCAGUGCAUCAGAUCCGGCCAGAAAGGAUGCAAAUCCAUCUGUACAAAUGCAAGAAACAACACCCCACCACGCCUUUUAAGAUUUGUCCACUAAAUUCGACCCAUUAUGUGAAGCCCGAAGAUUUGGAGGCCCAUGUGGAGGACUGUCCCGAUAAGGGCGAAGUGAUGUCCCACAUCUUGGCUAAGAAUUGCUAUCGCUUCAAUGCUCCCAAACCCGUGGAUCGGUCCUUACCGGAAGUGGAUGAAUGGCAGGAACUUCAAGGCAAACAGCCCUUCAAUCCCACUCUGAACGCCAAAUCUAAGGGCGUGGUUCGCGUUCUCAAGGCCGCCAGUAAAAGCGAGAAGAAGCGGUUUUACGAAGCUGAAGAGCUCCGUCAUCAGCAACUCACCGCCCAAACUGGAGGAAGACGACAGCUUCCCCAUCGAGGAUUCCAACCCUUGAGAUCUCCGUGGUCAAGCCAACCUCGCUUGGGGAUGUCUGCUAUUUCCGAGUCGCCCUCGGAGAUCAGCUCUAUCUCCACUCUGGCCAGUACCAAGGGAGUCAAUCCACGGGUUGACGACGAGUUCAGCUUGAUCUCGGCGUCCACCAAACUCAACGGAUUGGGACGGGGUUGGGCGUGCGUGACCAAGAAGGUCGCCAACUAUCACGAUGAAGGCCGUUCCUCCACCACGACUAGUGUGGCUGGUUUGGGACGAGGUCGAGGCCGUGAAAAGACUGCCAAAGCCAUUCCAUCGCGUCCGGGAUGGCUGAAAAACUCGAUCCCGUCAACUUCAGGGGACGAUCCGUUCGCUCCGUUCGAGGACGGCGAGUUCUCCGAAUUCGACGACAAGAUCUCCAUCAAAUGAUCUUGCGGCACUUGGCAGAUAGGUUAUGUAGGAAAAAUUGUUAAGACUGCCUGCCUGCCAUUGCCUUGUGUCCAUUGAGAAAUACAGAAUCGACCAGGUUUGAAAUAUAUGAAAGAAGAAGAUAA